AUGCUUCGCUCUGCCUCCAAGCCCAAGCUCUCCCUCAGCAUUGCUGCUGCCCAGAGCGCCCCCCGGCCCACGCUGUCUCUCAAGUCGCCUGUGCCGGCCCCACGGACUCCCAUUUCCCCAGCAAGUCCAGCAGCCAAGCGAUUCUCGACCUUUCAAGUCCCGAGCUACUCCUACGUCAAUUCAUGCUCAUCCAAGAGUAUCUUGAAGAAGACCUCCUCGAUAGGGACAAACGCCUCGAACAAGCGCAUUGAGUUUCAGUCCUCACCGACAGUCUACUGCGUGACGCCCAUUGAGAAUACAGACGAGUAUUACGGCAAACACACCAAGAUGUCUCGCGAGGAGAGGAGGUGGAUGGCGCGCGAGUGA
Messenger RNA from Penicillium diatomitis, 366 nucleotides. RefSeq lists its product as uncharacterized. Lineage: Eukaryota; Fungi; Ascomycota; Eurotiomycetes; Eurotiales; Aspergillaceae. The transcript has a single exon. The coding region runs from base 1 to 366 and encodes 121 amino acids. The record is from RefSeq and is a predicted model, not a curated record.